Molecule: messenger RNA, 2000 nt
Organism: Pteronotus mesoamericanus
Lineage: Eukaryota; Metazoa; Chordata; Mammalia; Chiroptera; Mormoopidae
Gene: PLVAP
Product: plasmalemma vesicle associated protein
Exons: 6
Coding region: 40-1362 (440 amino acids)
Biological process (GO): regulation of vascular permeability; positive regulation of cellular extravasation
Source: RefSeq, a predicted model, not a curated record
GAGCAGCACCAGCGCACCAGGCAGCAGCCCCGGGAGGAGAUGGGCCUCGCUGUGGAGCACGGAGGGCCCUACUCACGGGCGGGGGCCAGCUCUCAGGGCUGCUGGUAUUAUUUGCGCUACUUCUUCCUCUUUGUCUCACUCAUCCAGUUCCUCAUCAUCCUGGGCCUGGUCCUCUUCAUGGUCUACGGCAACGUGCACGUGAGCACCGAGGCCAACCUGCAGGCCGCCGAGCGCCGGGCUGAUGGCCUGUACAGCCAGGUCGUGGGGCUCUCGGGCAGCCAGGCCAACCUGUCCAAGGAGCUCAACCUCACCACCCAGGCCAAGGACACCAUCAUGCGGAUGCUGCUGGGCACCCGCCGGGACCUGGACCGGAUCAACGCCAGCUUUCGCCAGUGCCAGGCCGACCGGGUGGUCUACGUGAACAACCAGAGGUACAUGGUUGCCAUUAUCCUGAGCGAGAAACAGUGCCAAGAACAACUCAAGGAGACUGAAAAGAGCUACAACACCUCGCUUAUCCUGCUGAACCAGAAGGCCAAGAUGCUGGAGGUGGAGCUGGCCAAGGAGAAGGCUGUGUGCACCAAAGACAAGGAGGGCUUGGCGCUGAGCAAGCGGGUGGUGGAGGAGCACCUGGCUGACUGCAGCAAGGCGCAGGAGCAGCUGCGGCAGGAGCGACAGCUAGCCGUGGACCGGCUGCAGAAGGUGCAGGCCCUCUGUCUCCCACUGGAAAAGGACAAGUUUGAGGCGGACCUGCGCAACAUCUGGAAGGACUCGCUUAUCCCGCGCUCCCUCGAAUCAAUAGGCUACACGCCGUACCAUCCCCUCAGCAUGGAUUUGGCCUCCAUACGGAGAACCUGCGACCACAUGCCUACCCUGAUGAGCGCCAAAGUGGAGGAGCUGGCCCGGAGCCUGCGGUCUGGCAUUGAGCGUGUGGCCCGCGAGAACUCAGACCUCCAGCGCCAGAAGCUGGAGGUCGAGCAGAGCCUGCGGGCCACUCAGGAGGCCAAGGAGAAGGUGGAAAGGGAAGCCCAGGCCGGGGAGGCCAAGCUCCAGGCCGAGUGCGCCAAGCAGACCCAGCUAGCCCUGGAGGACAAGGCAACGCUGCGGAAGGAGCGAGACAACCUGGCCAAGGAGCUGGAUGAGAGGAAGCGGGAGAUCGAGCAGCUCAAGAUGCAGCUUGAAGUCAGAAACUCGGCCCUGGACACCUGCAUAAAGGCCCAGUCACAGAUAGGGCCUGUGCCAAGACCUGUUGGACCCGCCCCGAACCCCCCGCCCAUCGACCCGGCUGGCCUGGAGGAAUUCAAGAAGAAGAUCCUGGAGUCCCAGCAGCUCCCUGCAGGCAACACAGCCAUAUCCAGUGGCUGAGAAAGCUCCAGGCCCGAGGACAGAGGGGUGGCCCCGACUCACCAGCCUGCAGACCUGUUGCAGCGAGACGCCCGCAGCGUGCGACACAGCAAGGGCUGCAGUCAGGCGGCCUCCAUGCUGACACACCAUAGUGGGCACCCUUGGCCCGCACCCCAUGCUCAUCCUCCCCACACCCCUGGCAGACCCCCAGCGCUCUCACAGACCCGCACCCGUUCCGCACGGUCCCUCACCCACAGAGGCCACGGUGACAAGCCACGGAGACAUGGUAGUAUCAUCACACAGACACGGUGACAUGAUGCGCACACCUCUGCCAAACCCUCACCCAACAUCACAGCCCCAAACACGCGCAGGCCAAGGCGCCCACGGCAUCCCCUCACGGCCCAGGGCCUCCUCCCCUCCCCCACUCCCGAUUCCCUUAUCUCCCCGACGCUUCCUCACCCACGGCACUUCGGGCCUGGCGAAGUGAGAACAGGAAGGCAUUCACCGCCAUCCCUGGGAGAGUUUCCAGGCCCUCCUUGCACGCCAGGGAGCAUCUAGUCCAAGGGCGAAUUAGCCCGCUGGCCCGUCAUCGUGGCCAGCAAGGGACGGCUCCCUCACUCCCUGUCCCCCCUUACCCUGCCUGUGGCCCCUAUAAAAUG